AUGACAGCACUUACUCUUGAAGGAGUGAUGCGUCGAUUUACAGACGUGCAUAGCCUUUCGCAAGAAGCUAUCGAAACGAUAUCUCUGUGGGUGAUGCAUUACAGAGACAAGAGGUCGAUUGACAUAAUCGUGGAGGCCUGGUUAGAAAGUUUCAAAAUAGGCACCAUACCUGCAAAACCGGCGGCGAUUGUCUUACUUGGAGAAGCAAAAAUCUUCGAUAAAGAUGCUGCUGAUACGAAGCUGCUUCUCAGCGGAAACAUUUGUAGAAGGCCUCAAGAUUGA
Molecule: messenger RNA, 282 nt
Organism: Ostertagia ostertagi
Lineage: Eukaryota; Metazoa; Nematoda; Chromadorea; Rhabditida; Trichostrongylidae
Source: the annotation of a GenBank genome assembly